Messenger RNA from Komagataella phaffii GS115, 1374 nucleotides. RefSeq lists its product as hypothetical. NCBI's taxonomy places the organism in Eukaryota, Fungi, Ascomycota, Pichiomycetes, Pichiales, Pichiaceae. Gene Ontology annotation, biological process: mitochondrial respiratory chain complex I assembly. The record is from RefSeq and is a predicted model, not a curated record. Bases 1 to 1374 code for a protein of 457 amino acids. The transcript has a single exon. Gene Ontology annotation, molecular function: protein-arginine omega-N symmetric methyltransferase activity. Gene Ontology annotation, cellular component: mitochondrion.
AUGCUUCCUAGAAAUAGGAUAACCUUUCCAAAGCUAGGCAAAUGGAGGUAUUUCAGUACUCUUCCGAGAUGCCUAAAUAAAAUUGACUGUUCAAAACCAAAAACUUAUACCAAUUUGAGUCAAAUUUUGGAGUUUGCAAUAAAAACAACGGGUCCAAUCCCAGUAUCCUCCUAUAUGAAGCAAUGCCUGGUGCAUCCAGAAUUCGGAUAUUACACAACUAGGGAUCCCCUUUCACCAAUAUCAGAGACAUCAGAUUUUGUCACAUCUCCCGAAAUCUCCCAAACUUUUGGUGAAAUGAUAGGUAUUUAUCACUAUACUACUUGGCUAUUGCAAGGAAAGCCAAAAGAAGUCAGAUUCAUAGAGUUCGGUCCAGGAAAGGGGACGCUAAUUUUUGAUUGCAUAAGAACGUUUGAACGACUUAGUAAAGGCACAGUUUUAUAUGAAGUAAUUCUGGUAGAGGCAUCACCUAUUUUGAGAGAGGAGCAAAGAAAGAAACUAUGUGGAGAUACCUCUCUAAACGUCCUGGAGGAUGGAACGUGGGAGGCAGAGACUUUGGCUGGUAAAAGGUGUCAUUGGGUCGAAACAGAACUGGACAUAAAGAAAACAGGGACUAAUUACAUUAUUGCUCAUGAAUUUUUUGAUGCUUUGCCCGUACAACAAUACGAAAAGACUAAAGAUGGAUGGAGAGAGUAUAUGGUAGACUUUUCUGAAAAAAAUGUUAUAAGGGCUAAAACGGACCCUCUUGCUCUGCCUAACAGAACUACUAUAACGUCAAAGGAGCUAGAAAAUCCGGCCUUGAGGUUUAAUUUUCAUUCUGUCCUUUCUCCACAUGAAACUCCUGGAUCAUACAUACCGAAAAAUAAUCCAAGAUACGAAGCACUGCCAGUUGGUUCACGUAUAGAAAUAUGUCCCGAGGCCCACACAUAUAGUAAACACAUAGCGGCUUUGAUUAAUAGCGGUUGUGGAGCAGGAGGGUGUCUGAUCAUUGACUACGGUCCAGCUGAUACUGUUCCGAUAAAUACUAUCAGGGGUAUUAAGAAUCACAAAAUUGUUUCUCCAUUUGAUGAUCCGGGGAAUGUAGACCUUUCAGCUGAUGUGGAUUUUGGACAACUCAAACAAAUUUUUGAAAACCAAUCUUGUCAAGUUCACGGCCCAGUAGCGCAAGGCGAUUGGCUUCAUGAGUUGGGACUUGGAUUUAGAACGGAUCAGCUUGUUCACAUUGCAAAAUCAGAAAACGAUAAGCAAAAGAUCAUCAAAGCGUAUAAACGUCUAGUGGGUAAAAGUCAUGGUGAUAUGGGUAGUAUCUAUAAGUUUUUAGCUGUAUUGCCAAACGGGAGCCAAAUUCAGCCCGUUGGAUUCGGAGGAUCACUUUAA